This is a messenger RNA of Spirometra erinaceieuropaei, 1008 nucleotides long. Lineage: Eukaryota; Metazoa; Platyhelminthes; Cestoda; Diphyllobothriidea; Diphyllobothriidae. The record is from the annotation of a GenBank genome assembly.
AUGGGUAAUCUCCUGAGGUGGAUACAAAGUUUCUUGAUCGGUCGCUCUCAAAUCGUCUCCGUCAGUGACAGGCAGUCGGCGGAGGUAGUGGUUGAAAGCGGUGUUCCGCGAGGCUCCAUUCUUGGCCCUACCCUAUUCAUUAUAUACGUCAACGACUGCGUCAGUGAACUGAAUUGUGAUGUCGCCAUGUUCGCUGAUGAUGGUAAACUUUGGAGCGUCAUCCGAACUGAAUUUGACGAAGAGCGCUUGCAGGCAGACCUGACCCGACUCGAGAAACUCGAGGACUGGUUUUUGCCGUUUAAUGUGACUAAGUUCAAUGGUUUGCGAGUCGGCAGGAUCCGAUUUCUAAGCCGGAAGGUUAACUACCUAAAUAACAUACCAUUGCAGGAGAUAGACGCCCAGAAAGACUUGGGUGUUUGGGUAACGGCUUCUCUAAAGCCGCCGCUCCACUGCUCCAAGAUAGCCAAGUCCGCGAUGUCAGUCCUUUAUCUUGUCAAGAGAUCUUUCUCUACCUUCGAUGAGGACUGCUUCGUCAAAGCCUUCCGGACUUUCGUACGGCCACAGGUACAGUUCGCUAUUCAGGCGUGGAAACCCUGGACCUCUGAAGAUCUCAGCAUUCUUGAGAAAGUUCAAAGGCGGGCAACCAAACUCGUAAGUGGACAGGGUUCACUACCCUAUGAAACCCGAUUGUCCAAUCUCGGUCUCUUUCCACUGAGUUACAGACAGCUAAGAGGCGACCUUAUACAAACAUUCCGUAUACUGCGCGGCCAGGACUGCUGUCUCGUACCUACUGAUUUCUUUGAGUUGGCGACCACAACGAACCUCCGAGGUCAUCCACUUAAACUACGCGUAACUGGCGCCAAGCUGGACAUUCGGAAUUUCUUCUUUUCAAACGGCGUGAUCGAGGCCUGGAAUGCUCUGCCUACAGAUGUCGUCAUGUCCACCUCCGUCGAGGCUUUUAAGCGCGAGUUGGACCAGUGUACCACCAAACGUCAUAAUGCCACCUGA